AUGAUAGCAUUUCUCCUCAUAUUUUUUCUACCCUUCAGGACAGGCUUGAUCACAUCUGAUGCUGUAUUUCAAAAGAAAGUGCUGGAAAGCUUUACUGCUGGUCAAACUGUGACUUUAGAUUGUUUAAUUUCUGUAAAUCUUGAAAACUAUUUCUCUUGGUUUAAGCAAACCCUUGGAGAAGCUCCAACGUGCAUUGUCAGUCUUUACGCUGAAUCUUCAACACCAGUGUUUUAUGGAGAAUUCAAGAAUAACCACAGAAUGUCAGUUCAAAAGGAAAAAAAUACUUUUGUUUUAAUUAUAAAAGAAGCAAAGCCAUCGGAUGCUGGAAUCUAUUACUGCGGUGCUCGUGACUACGAUCUUAUUACUUUUAGUAAUGGACUCUUUUUAAACUAUAAAGUUGCAAGUACAAAACAACAUCACAUUAAGCAGUUUUUGUCUGGACCGAACUUGGGUACUGAACAUGAGCCUGAGUUUAAUCCAGGAGACUCUGUGAAUCUGCAUUGUUCAGUUCUCACUGAGAGAUGUGAAGAAAAUCAUAGAAUCUACUGGUUUAGACACGAAUCUGGAGAUGCACAUCCAGGACUCAUUUACAAGGAUGGAAACACGACUGAUCAAUGUGAGAAGAGAUCUGAGAAAGACGUGCAGUCCUGUAUCUACAAUCUGCCCAAAAAGAACCUCAAUUUAACUGAUGCUGGGGUUUACUACUGCGCUGUGGCCACGUGUGGAGAGAUACUGUUUGGCAAUGGAAGCAGGAUUAAUAUUAGAGCAAGUUCUAAAUUCUCCUGGACUGAUGUAAAGGUUCCUGUUUUGGCAUCAACAAAUAUAUUGUGCUUGGUGAUCAUCGUUAUUCUUCUAUGUAAGAGAGCACAAAAACAAAAACAGAAGUUUUCAGGGCCACAAAGUGAAACACGCAGAAACGUGAAGUGCAAAGUGAAAACAGCAUCGCAACUCACGGUUGACUAA
Molecule: messenger RNA, 963 nt
Organism: Danio rerio (zebrafish)
Lineage: Eukaryota; Metazoa; Chordata; Actinopteri; Cypriniformes; Danionidae
Gene: nitr12
Product: novel immune-type receptor 12
Cellular component (GO): plasma membrane
Source: RefSeq, marked provisional